Molecule: messenger RNA, 3408 nt
Organism: Anoplophora glabripennis (Asian longhorned beetle)
Lineage: Eukaryota; Metazoa; Arthropoda; Insecta; Coleoptera; Cerambycidae
Biological process (GO): calcium-mediated signaling; actin filament organization; neuron projection development
Cellular component (GO): actin cytoskeleton; cytoplasm; postsynaptic density
Molecular function (GO): actin filament binding
Source: RefSeq, a predicted model, not a curated record
CUCAUCAAGUCUGGUGCUCCUAGGAAUUGGAUUUGACGAAUGUUUUCUUGUGGUUUAUGUUUUGGGAAGUAAAAUUUAAGAGUUCCGGCUACAGUGUUUAUAAUGUGCAGUGUCUUGUAAUUGUAGAAAUAAUGAAAACGAAACUCUGCCUCACCAUGUGCAAUGAUAAGUGUUAUGUAGUACAUUGUAAUAUUUCCGUAUCAAUUGUAUAUUUCUUCCCCCUUUGUGAGAAAUAUAUUUUGGAGAUGUUUUAAAUACAAAAUUGUGGAAAUACAUGUCUAAUAGAUAUUAAUUUCCAUAUCAUGGACGAGAAAAAAUUACCUCGUUUUGGUGGAUCUAAAGUCUCUGAAAUAGCUAAUAUCUUUCAAGGGAGAAGUCCUGGACAAAAAGAAGACAUUAUUACUCCACUGAAAACUAAGCAGAAAUAUUCUCAUUGUGCUACUGAAAAAAUUGACACUGAUAGUCCUGCUGUGACAGUCAUGCGAACAGAAUCACAUGUAACAAGAUUUAACAAUGCCAGAGCGAUGUUUGAAAAACUUGGGGAAGAAAAUAAGACUGGUCGAGAUAGAAUAAUACCUUUACAAUCUACUAAGAGUGCUUCAAGUAUUUUGGAUUCUAGAUCAAGAACUAGUUCCGCAAACAGUGAAACAAGAGACACAAAGUCGUGCCAUGGCUCUAGGUCACCUUCUCCUUUGGAAAAUAACACUGUAUCUAUUGUUAGUAAUACUGCAAGUAAACCUAACGGCUUUAAAGAUCAUUCAGAGAAGAUGAUUGACUUGAAUGUUAAUAAUCAGGAAUUUGAAAUUAAAAAUGACGAACGAGUAAAACCUAUUGUAAUGAAAAAACCUGAUAAACCAGAUAAACCAGAAAAGCCCGAAAAGCCAGAAAGAAAAUUUAAUAGUAAGGAGUUGAUUGAAAGACAGAGGAACUGGACUUCCCAUUUUUCAAAAACACGUAGCAGUAGAUAUAAUAGCGAUCCUAAUAAAAGUGAAGUUAAAUUAGCUGUUAAUAAUAGCAAUAAAGAGAUAGUCAGUGAUAACAAAGCAAGCCAAGGGGCUACAAGAAGUGCUUCUUUUAGCAGUAGAUUGAAAAGUCCACCUACUUCUCCACCUCCACCUCCAAUUAGAACCGAUGCAUCGAGAAGGCCUAAAGUCCUUAGGAAAGAAAGACCUGCAUCUGUUAUUCCAACUACUUACACAGGCUCAUUGAAAGAAGAAAGUCCAGUUGGUAGUCCUUCAAAAAUUUUACCGCAAUUCGAGAAAUCUGUUCAAGAACAAAUAGCCAGCUUUAUCCUUACGUCUCCAGAUAAUGAUUUGAAACAUUUUUCUAAAUCACAUCAAAAUGUUAAGGAAAAAGAUAAUAAAAAAGAAUUUACCUCAAAAUGCCUAUACAAGGAGACUAGUACAACAGAAGAAAAUUUAACACGUAAAUCACCACUAGAAGACAAGAAUGCAAGUAGAGAAAAUUUAUCAGCAGCCUCUGGAAGUUUAUCUUCUCUCAGUCCACCAAGUAGUCCAAGUAAAAUGAAAUCUGAACAAGAGAAACAAGAACAGGAAUGCAAUGAGAAAACAGUGUUACAUUCUAACGAAAUUCGAAAAUACGAUAAGACUGAAGAAAUUGUGCCAAGAAGAACAAAAGUUUCCAGUAUUUCAGUAAACAUUCCUGCUGCUGGUUUAGGUAGUCGCCCUCCUUCCGUUGUUAGUACCACAGUAUCAGAUGAGGGAGGAUUUAAUGAACCUUCCCCGAAAAUAGAAGCAAAAUUAAAACCUCAUGAAGAAUCUAUUUAUGAUUUUCCUGUUAAUGAAAAUAAAGCUUUAGAAUACACAAAUUCUCCUGAAGACAUAAAUCAGUACAAAGAAAAUUCAUUUUUUUCUGAAUCAAAUUUAACUAAGUUAACUCCAGAACAAAUAGAGGCACUUUAUGCAGUCCCUAAUAAAUCUAGUCAACCUAGUGAUAAAACAUCUCUUCCAUCAACUGAUUCUGAUGUAAUUCAAUAUGCAGUACCUCAUAAACAGCAAAAUAUCAAGCAACAUUCUGUUUCUUCUAACGAAGACGAAUUUUCUCAAUAUGCUGUUCCCUGUAAAUCACUUUGCCAACAAAAAUCUGUCACUUCAACAGACUCCGACAUAUCUCAAGUCACUGUUAUACCUCAAAAGUCUAUCGAUUCAGAUAUUAUGUAUCACAACCACACUAAUGUAAUUACAAAUUCAGUGCUUGCCGAAUUAGAAAGUCAAGAUAGUUAUGAAAAAAACUGUCAGAAUUGUUUAAAAAAAGACGAUAAGAUAAGUCACGAGAAUUCCGAUGUUCAUGAAGCAAGAAAAUCAGAACCUUUCAUUAUGACUCGUGAAGUUUUACAGUCCUCAGACGGGAGUGCUCGAUCGACGGACUUCCAAAAAUCUGAGGCCAAUAUUUUAGAUUUAAAUGAUGUUGAAUAUGUGGAUGCUAGUGACAAUGAUCAGGAUAGUGUAUGCAUUAAAAAAGUACCUGAAGCUGAUGCAAUGACUCCAGAUGAAGCUGAAAAUCUAUUAAGCAGCAAGAACCUGCUCCCUGCACCAAAUAGAAUUCUGGAGAAAAAAAAUAGAUCCGAUAUAUUAUCAGAUGAAGAAGCACAAGAAGUUACCAGACUGCUACACCCGACAGAUACUAAACCUGAUAAAUGGCAGCCAAAUGCAUCUAGUUCACUUCUACAAGAUUCUAUUACUGCGUCUAUGCAUGAUUCUUCAGGGCCAAUAUCUUUGAAUGACAGUCUGGGUCCCCCUUCCCUUCAAGAAGAAUCAGUAAAUGAACCUAUAAUUGAACUCAAUGAACCUUUGUCUCAAAGUUUUAUAGAAAAUCAGGAUAAUGCCAUAAAGGAUAUUGAACCUCUUUCUCAGUAUUAUGAGUCCACUUCAAGUUUAGAUAUAUCUACCCGAGAUGAAGAAGAUGGCUCUAAGGUUGAAUGCAGCGUAUCAGCAACUGAUUCAGGCUUGAUAGAUUCAACAAGUAUAUCAGAAGGAAAUAAUCCGGAACUUAACCAAGAUAAUGGAUUUACUCCAAAGCCAAUACAAGUAGUAGGCAUUGAACAUGGUGUACAUUAUUAUGAAGAUGGGCACUUCUGGAUGGAAGUUCCAGGUUUACCUCCAGAGGAAGAUGAUGAUGAUCUUGAAUUUCCCACAUACAUUCCAAAACCACCAAGUAAAGUGUGUUUUUCAGUGGAACCCAUGAAAGUUUAUUCUACAUUUAGUAUAAAAGAAUAUGAUAGAAGGAAUGAAGACGUGGAUCCUGUUGCGGCUUCUGCGGAAUAUGAGUUAGAAAAACGAGUGGAGAAAAUGGAUGUAUUUCCAGUUGAACUAGUAAAAGGUCCAGAAGGUCUUGGUUUAAGUAUUAUUGGAAUGGGGGUGGGCGCAGAUGCAGGACUGGAAAAAUUAG